AUGUCGCUUUUCCUUAGUAUUUUGUGUUUAAAGCGACCUGUUGAUUUUGUGAUUUCGCCCUGCAACAUUCCAACAGGUUCUUUUGUGCUGUCCCUUUGCCUGUCAUUUUUGCUGGUUGCGGAGCGCUGCAUCCGUGAACACCUUGCAUUUGCUGAGCACCCGGUGUUUGCGGAGCUUGCCGAGAAGAUCCCCAAUUACGAGCAUGUUUGGUUCGCCUGGGAGUUGGUGGGCACCCACCCCAACAAGUACUUUACUUGGCUUUUCGGCAAGGAAAAGCACUACCCGCUAAAUGGUUUUGGUGAACUGGUGCUGGAGAAGAAUGCCUCAUGGCAGGAGUUGUGCGAGAUGGAUUCUGACGCGGAUGGCAUCACCAACGGUCAGGAGCUCGGGGACCCAUGUUGCCGCUGGCAUGCUGCAGCUGGGGAUUUUCAGAUCAGCCGCAACUUAGAGUACAGGCGUUGGAUGACUUCUCAUCCAGCACAUCCCACGCGAAGGAAUGGCAACGUUCAUUCCUUUCCGAAGUCCUGUGAUGAGGAGUAUGACGCUGAAGAGUACCAGCGGAUCUUUCGCAAUUUCUACUUCAGUCGUUUGGAAGGGACAGAGGACGUUCCGUGGUCAAUUCUGAAGCUGGCAGCCUUUGCUUUCAUGAUUCUUCAGAUCGGCUUCUGGAUCGCCUUCGAUGGACUUGGGGACGAUCUUUUUCGUUCCAAGUCUCCGAUGUCUUCAGGUCAAAGGGUGCUGCUCAUUGCUGCCAGCUUUCUUUACAUGGACUUCACCUCCGGGGUUGUUCAUUUGAUUUUGGACUAUGCACCAACCUUUUUGCCAGUGCUUGGAGGCUUGGCCGGUGGUUUCCGAUAUCACCAUGAAGAUCCUACUGCCAUUUGCCGUAUCAGCUGGUUUGAAUAUGCCUCUCACACUCAUUUGCUUGCCAUCCCCAUAUUGUUGGUCCUGAGAUUGGGUUUGCCCUCACGAGGGUUGCGCUUCUUUUGGAUCUGGGGUCUUGUCUGGAGCCACCUCUUUCAGUCAGCGCACCGAUGGACGCACUUCCCACCGGAGCAGCUUUCUUGGUGGAAGCGUAUUCUUCAAACAGUCCUGGUCCUCACACACGAGCGCCACAUGGAGCAUCAUCAGGACCUGGAAAAGCAGUUUACCAUUCUGUCGGGCUUGGGAGACGCGGUCUUGGAUCCCUUGGUGAAACUCGUGCCGGCAGCACAUUACGAUUAUUGGUGUGUGUUUGGUGUCCUUUGGUUCUUUUUGCCCAAUUUCCUGGACUCCUGGCUCCGCCCUGAUGGUGCAUCCAGUCGAGUCAGCGUCCAUGAGAAAGUCUAG
Messenger RNA from Durusdinium trenchii, 1329 nucleotides. The record is from the annotation of a GenBank genome assembly. NCBI's taxonomy places the organism in Eukaryota, Dinophyceae, Suessiales, Symbiodiniaceae.